GCACAAUCUGCGCCACCAUUAUUAGACCCAACACUCCAACAUGGCCACCUUCACCAACCAAGCCUCCACUUUCCAAGCCACCCUCCUCAGCCUCUUCGCGGGCAACCCCUCCGACACCGACACCGAUCUAGCCAAAAUCUUCCCCCCCACCUUCACCCAGCGCGACGACCACACCACCCGCGACUUCACCGGGUUUGUCAAACACAUGCAAUGGGACGGUCAGUGCCGCGGAGACAUUUCUGUUCGCGGAAGUGGCGGAUGAUGGACGUAUUGCUUGGAUUGUGGAGACGGUGAAGGCGGUGCAUUGAUGCAGCGGAGAUGAGUUGCGAUGUUAUUAGGGUUACACUCGAGCACUGGUACUAUAGAUGAAGUGGGCAGCUGCCAAGGUGCAAUAUGCAAUGGACGGGGCUUCCGGCGGGUAUUGUAAUGAGGUAGUAUCGAGGAG
Messenger RNA from Aspergillus ibericus CBS 121593, 445 nucleotides. RefSeq lists its product as uncharacterized. The transcript has a single exon. The record is from RefSeq and is a predicted model, not a curated record. Bases 41 to 262 code for a protein of 73 amino acids. Lineage: Eukaryota; Fungi; Ascomycota; Eurotiomycetes; Eurotiales; Aspergillaceae.